UUUUAGAAUACAUCUAUGCGGACACUGCAAUUUGUUUAAUACAGGAGACCUCCUGCUAUGUGGAUAUUUGUUAGCAAUGACUGAUGUGGAAACUACAUAUGCAGAUUUUAUUGCUUCAGGAAGAACGGGUAGAAGAAAUGCAAUACAUGAUAUCCUGGUUUCCUCUGCAAGUGGUAACAGCAAUGAAUUAGCCUUGAAAUUAGCAGGUCUUGAUAUCAACAAGACAGAAGGUGAAGAAGAUGCACAGCGAAAUUCAACAGAACAAAGUGGGGAAGCCCAGGGAGAAGCAGCAAAAUCUGAAAGUUAA
This is a messenger RNA of Lipotes vexillifer (Yangtze River dolphin), 307 nucleotides long. It is a transcript of the gene PKIA, whose product is annotated as cAMP-dependent protein kinase inhibitor alpha. The transcript is spliced from 3 exons. The record is from RefSeq and is a predicted model, not a curated record. Bases 77 to 307 code for a protein of 76 amino acids. Lineage: Eukaryota; Metazoa; Chordata; Mammalia; Artiodactyla; Lipotidae. Gene Ontology annotation, molecular function: cAMP-dependent protein kinase inhibitor activity. Gene Ontology annotation, biological process: negative regulation of protein kinase activity.